AUGGACGUUUGUGGCCAAUGCGGGCCACUGGGUUUGCAUGAAGCGGCAGCAUUUUUAAGUGGUGGCCCUGGCGAGAUGGGCCUCGUGUCGCGCAAUCCUAACUCCCCCACACCAGGUGGCGAUCCACACCAUCCUCUGCUACAUCCACACGACCAACACUACUCGCCGCAUCUACAACAACAGCAGCAACAGCAACUGCAUCAAGCUCUACAGCAGCAACAAUCUUUCGCCCGAUUUCAACAACAAGUCGCGUUGAGGCAACAUUCUCACCAGCAACAACAACAACAGCAACAACAGCAACUUCAACAACAACAACAACUUCAACAACAGCAGCAGCUGCAACUACAAACAAAUGUUCCUGUUUCCUCAGUGCAACAACAAAACACGCCGACUGGUCAGACGGAACUUCCGGCUGAGAUAUGGUGA
Messenger RNA from Helobdella robusta, 426 nucleotides. RefSeq lists its product as hypothetical. The transcript is spliced from 2 exons. NCBI's taxonomy places the organism in Eukaryota, Metazoa, Annelida, Clitellata, Rhynchobdellida, Glossiphoniidae. The record is from RefSeq and is a predicted model, not a curated record. Bases 1 to 426 code for a protein of 141 amino acids.